AGAGAAACGAAAGUUAGAUGAUCCUCCAUUACAGAAGAAUAGAAAAGAGAGACGCAGUGAAGGAGAAACGAACUAAAUUCAACCAACACGAUUCUACAGCGGUUUAUUUUCACUGGGGAUCUGCACUGAAGCACCUCUAUGAUGGAGCUUCAUAACUCCAGUGAUGGAGGAGAACCCUCUGGUCCAAAACUGCAGAAAUCCAGAGCAGAACCUCCAGAACCCAGCUGUGUGUCUAUGAAGAGUCACAACUCAAUGUUUUUGCCUCCUAAAUUCAGUGAUAGAGCAGAACCUCCAGAACCCAGCUGUGUGUCUAUGAAGAGUCACAACUCAAUGUUUUUGCCUCCUAAAUUCAGUAAUGGAGCAGAACCUCCAGAGCCCAGCUGUGUGUCUAUGAAGAGUCACAACUCAAUGUUUUUGCCUCCUAAAUUCAGUGAUAGAGCAGAACCUCCAGAACCCAGCUGUGUGUCUAUGAAGAGUCACAACUCAAUGUUUUUGCCUCCUAAAUUCAGUGAUAGAGCAGAACCUCCAGAACCCAGCUGUGUGUCUAUGAAGAGUGGCAACUCAAUGUUUUUGCCUCCUACCUUCAGUAAUGGAGCAGAACCUCCAGAGCCCAGCUGUGUGUCUAUGAAUAUCCACAACUCAAUGUUUAUUCCUACUACCUUCAGUAAUGUUGGAAUAUUUAAAAGGUAAGUGAUUCAACUUCCCUGUUUAAUACAACCA
Molecule: messenger RNA, 720 nt
Organism: Astyanax mexicanus (Mexican tetra)
Lineage: Eukaryota; Metazoa; Chordata; Actinopteri; Characiformes; Acestrorhamphidae
Product: amyloid beta A4 precursor protein-binding family B member 1-interacting protein-like
Exons: 3
Coding region: 139-690 (183 amino acids)
Source: RefSeq, a predicted model, not a curated record